AUGUCUUCAGCCAUGGGCUCACUCCUCCACCACUUCGUCCGCGACGUGAAGACAGACGUCAACGCUUUUCCAGCAGGCAUGGAUAUGGAUCGGAUUCAGAAUGAGAGGACGUUGGCAUAUGGCGUGUUGGCCAUGUUGGUUGCAAUAUGGUUUAUUCUUGCAGCUGUUGUGACAUUCCUAGGUGGCAGAGACGAAGAUACUACGGGGGCGCCGGGCGUGGCGUUGAAGGAUAUGUCGAGUUCGGAGGCGACGACACAGUCGAGUAGUCAGACGUUGAUGAUGAGGGCGAAUGGGGUGGAGACGAGGGAUAUGGAGAGAGGGAAGGGGAGGGCGUGA
Fulvia fulva is the source of this 336-nucleotide messenger RNA. RefSeq lists its product as uncharacterized. The record is from RefSeq and is a predicted model, not a curated record. Lineage: Eukaryota; Fungi; Ascomycota; Dothideomycetes; Mycosphaerellales; Mycosphaerellaceae. Bases 1 to 336 code for a protein of 111 amino acids. The transcript has 2 exons.